AUGCCUCGUGGACCCGAGAAGAAGGUUGCGGCGAAGAAGAAGUCUGUAGACAAGCGCUGUCCAAAAUGCAAGAAAGUCUUCGCGAUCUGCUAUUCAGUGAAGCGCACCUGA
This is a messenger RNA of Phytophthora nicotianae INRA-310, 111 nucleotides long. RefSeq lists its product as hypothetical. The coding region runs from base 1 to 111 and encodes 36 amino acids. The transcript has a single exon. Lineage: Eukaryota; Oomycota; Peronosporomycetes; Peronosporales; Peronosporaceae. The record is from RefSeq and is a predicted model, not a curated record.